This is a messenger RNA of Fusarium redolens, 882 nucleotides long. Its product is annotated as Alpha/Beta hydrolase protein. Bases 1 to 882 code for a protein of 293 amino acids. The record is from RefSeq and is a predicted model, not a curated record. Lineage: Eukaryota; Fungi; Ascomycota; Sordariomycetes; Hypocreales; Nectriaceae. The transcript is spliced from 3 exons.
AUGCCUCGAUAUUCUAGCUCGGUUGAUGGUGCCGAACUGUUUUAUCGCUAUUAUGCGCCAGAAGGCAGAACCCCGGCGCUCACAACACAAUUGCCUCAACCAACCAAGAGCCUGACUCUGGUUCUUCUUCACCAAUGGCCUCUCUCAUCCCGCAUGUACGAUUCGAUCCUGCUGCAACUUUGCGAGACCCACGGAUACCGUGUUAUUGCCCCUGACAGGCGAGGUUUUGGUAAGAGCGACUGGGCUGGACAACAGCCCAAGGCUCCCAUUAGCUACAAGGAGCUUGGGCAAGACUUGUCGGGUCUAUUGGAGAGAAUCCAGCCAGGGCCUUUUGUCUUUGUUGCCGCCAGCAUGAGCACGGGCGAAGCGCUUCUGGCGUAUCUUAAUAGCUCGUAUAUACAGGAAAACUGCCAGGUAACCUCCCCCCAAAAUCCAAGGGCUUUGCCACGGAGCGAAUGGGAUGCAACUCUCAUGUCUCUGAGACAGGAUAGGCCUAAUUUCAUCGCCAACGGCUUCAGGGGGCCUUUUGGAGUUGGAACAUCCGGUUCGGUUACCGAGAAACAGAUUGCGUUUUUCGAGAACAUCUUCUUCGACGCCGAUCCGAUCGCUGUUGAACGCUGCCUACAAAUCUAUACUCGCGAGGACCUGUCUGAGGGUAUCAAAAGGUUUGGGCAAAUCUUUCACAGACCGUUUCUUCUUAUUCACGGCGGAGGCGACGGUGGAGUGCCCGCUGAAGUGAGUGCGGAGCUUGUUCAGAAGUCGGUUCCUGGAGCGAAGCUGAUUAUAUAUGACGAAGGAGGACAUGUGCUAGUCCUUGCUUAUGCUGACCGUCUUGUAAACGACAUUAUACACUUUACAGAAGAUAUUGCGGGACGGAACUGA